UUUUUGUUAAAAAGAAAAAGGAGGAAAUUUUUGAAGCAUUUUUAACUAUAUACAGAGAAUGCCUUUCCUAGAGGAUAGUGGAAUAGAAAGCGAGGAUAAACCCUCUUUAAUAAACGAAGAUAAUGAAAUGUUAACAACAACAACUACGGACCUACGUCUUACAAAUGAAACAUCCGAGCAUAUGGCUGAUUUGGAAGUGGUCUUCAAAGGUUCUAUUUGCCAAAACACGCAAUCAUGCGCUACUAUGUAUAAAGCGUCGAAAGAUUUAUCAAUUGUAGAUCAUCAUCAUCAUCAUCAUCAUCAUCAGCAUGACAGCAACAGUGACAUUGAAGAUCACAUACAGCCACCAAAUACUUGCAGAAUAUUACAACGUAAAUUGGAAUUAAAAGUGGAAAGAGCUAAACGUAAUUACAAUCAAUAUCAAGAAGAAAAUAAACGAAAAUCUCAAUCAUCUACCUUAAUACCGAUUAGCCGAUUACCAAUACCGGGCGAGAGUCAGCACAAACCUUUAGUGGAUUACAAUAGUGAAAGCGACGAUGGCGAGGAAGUUUCAUUUUUUCCGCACAAUGAACAACGUAAACAACGUAUGAAUAAAAAAUGUCCAGAACUUAGCGAUACUUUUAGUAUACAGGAAAUGAUUAUCGAUUCGGAUUUAGAAUCGAACGAUUCACAAAAUCUAGAAUUAUUAACGCCACGUUUAAAAAAAUCAUUUAUCGAUCAGUUAAGCGGAUGUUUUUGUUUCCCGCAUAACAGUUAA
This is a messenger RNA of Glossina fuscipes, 757 nucleotides long. RefSeq lists its product as uncharacterized. Bases 59 to 757 code for a protein of 232 amino acids. The record is from RefSeq and is a predicted model, not a curated record. The transcript is spliced from 4 exons. Lineage: Eukaryota; Metazoa; Arthropoda; Insecta; Diptera; Glossinidae.